Messenger RNA from Photinus pyralis (common eastern firefly), 3059 nucleotides. Its product is annotated as probable Dol-P-Man:Man(7)GlcNAc(2)-PP-Dol alpha-1,6-mannosyltransferase. Bases 105 to 2945 code for a protein of 946 amino acids. Gene Ontology annotation, cellular component: endoplasmic reticulum membrane. Lineage: Eukaryota; Metazoa; Arthropoda; Insecta; Coleoptera; Lampyridae. Gene Ontology annotation, biological process: protein N-linked glycosylation. The record is from RefSeq and is a predicted model, not a curated record. Gene Ontology annotation, molecular function: alpha-1,6-mannosyltransferase activity. The transcript has 8 exons.
UCCCACGUGCUUUAAGUUAUUUUUAGGUUAGGUUAAUUCUAUUUUGGAUCUAAUUUGUAUAUAAUUAUGUAAAUAAAUAUUAUUAACGUUUAUCAACGACCAAAAUGUCGCAAAUAAUGAUGAUAAUAGCAGCCGCACACCUUAUUUAUUGUCCAUUCACCAAAGUAGAAGAGAGCUUCAAUUUACAAGCUAUGCACGAUAUUCUGUACCACCAGCUUAAUUUAUCUGCUUACGAUCAUCAUGAGUUUCCUGGUGUGGUCCCACGAACGUUUAUAGGUCCCCUUUUUAUUUCAAUUUUAGUAUCACCGUUUGCAGCGCUCAUUCAAUAUUUUGAACUAAACAAAUUUUGGGCUCAAUACUUAGUUAGGGCAGCGUUGGGUGGAUGCGUAAUAACUUCAUUUCACAAACUAAGUAAAACAUUAGAAAGUAUUUUCGGUGUGAGCUGGUUGCAAUGGUUUAUUGCACUUACAGUGACUCAAAGUCAUUUUAUGUUCUACCUAAGUCGACCUUUACCCAAUAUUUUCGCUUUAGCUUUAGUUUUAUUAGCUAUAAAUGGGUGGUUAAAUAACAACAAUAAAUCAUUCAUUGGUUUCUCUGCAUUUGCGAUAAUCAUAUUUCGAGCCGAGCUAGCUUUACUUUUAGGACUGUUGUUGCUCCACGAUUUGAUCUUUAAACGAAUUACAAUAAAAGAGCUUUUCAUACUUGCAAUUCCGUUUGGCAUUAUUGCCUUGUCCGUUACAGUAGUAAUUGACUCCAUUUUCUGGAAUCGUCCUCUUUGGCCGGAAGGAGAAGUUCUCUGGUUUAAUACUAUAUUAAACCGAAGUUCGGAUUACGGGACCUCGCCAUUUUUGUGGUAUUUUUACUCAGCAAUUCCCAGAGGAUUGGCUGCCUCUGUCUUCUUGGUACCAAUUGGUGCAAUAUUAGACAGCAGAGUGCGAAAACUGAUAAUUCCACCGUUACUCUUUGUGUUCUUAUACUCAUUUUUGCCACACAAAGAACUGAGAUUCAUAAUUUACAUUUUUCCCUUAUUGAACGUUGCGGCGGCAACAGCCUGCCACCGAAUUUGGGAAAACCGAUACAAAUCGCCAUUGCAACAUUUGCUCUCCUUGGGAGUUUGCGGGCAUUUGUUCUUGAAUGUGAUAUUUACAAUAUUUUUAUUAGCUAUUUCAAGCACUAAUUAUCCCGGUGGUGCGGCAAUGUCACACAUUCAUCGCAUUGCAAGAGACGAACCUCAUGUAAUACUUCAUAUCGAUAAUUUAGCUGCACAAAGUGGAGUGUCAAGGUUCACUCAAAUACAUCCUAAUUGGACAUACAGCAAAGUUGAAAAUUUGCAUUCUGGAAGCAUAGAAAGUUACAAAUUCACGCAUCUGAUCGUUGAAGGCAAAAGUAAAUUUUCAAAUAACCUGAUACCGUAUUCCAGAACGCACGACACUAUAGAUGUAGUUGAAGCAUUUCACCACAUAUCUUUCGAUUACUUUACGAUUCCACCUAUAAAGAUAAUAACCAAGCCAGUUCUCUAUAUUCUAAGAAGAAAGGAUAAUUAUCUGGAAUUGAUGAGUAGUUCACAAGAGCUUACGCAAGAUAAUACUGAUGGUGCCAGUGACGAAAUUUCAGAAGAUGAGGAAAUAAAUACGGAAGUAGAAGAGAUUGUUGCUGAUGGUGUCAGUAUGAAGAAGCUAGUAAAAGAACUUAAAGCAGAUGUUAUCGCAGAGGAGAAUUCGGGUAAGAAGUACAACAAUCUAAAGCAAGCUAAAUUGGAGAUAAAACCUCUCGAACCUAUUAAGAGAGUAAAACCAUUAAAAAGUGUAGAAUCCAAUGCCCCAAAAAUCAGCUCAAAAAUAACAUUAAAACCUAAUUUUUCUAACGAAAAAGAUAUUGAAAAAAAAACUAAAUUAGACGUCUCUUUGGAUACGAAAUCAGCUGGCUCAAAAAAGAGUGAUAAUAUUGCAAUAAUAGAACAUGAGAAAAAAGUAACAUUUGAUGAAAAUGUGGACGAUAUGAAGGUAGAUGUCCGAAAAGAAUCAAUUACAGAACUGAAAUCCAAAGGAAAAACGCAAGAUAAGAAGCGGGCAUCAGCAAAUGUACGUGUAACCAGUGAAAAAAGCGAAAAUGAUAAUAAAAAUGCUGAUGAUAGCGCAACUAAACGAAUAAUUAGAGAGAAAACACAAGAAAUCAAAACGAUAGAAUUCAAUGACCCAGAUGUUAAUGUGGUUGAUUCCGUGGCAGCAGAAAUCGAACCACUGGAAAGCUCCAAUGACGUAUUUGGUGUUAAAGAACAAAUUCGGCAAGUGAUACACAAUUUCAAACAGGCAAAGAUGCAAAACCUAACAAAUGAAAUGACUGCUUUAGAAGCAGAGAAAAAAGAGAGCACGAAGGAUGUUAUAAAAAGCAUUAUUAGGGCGGAAAGAGAAAAUCUAGAAAGGGAAGAAUUGGCAAAGAUUCAGGAAGAAAUUUUGAACAUCAUCGAUUCAAAUCGUCACAUCAUAAACAAAAGCUUAAUUAAAGACAAAGUGAGGGAGGCGUUUGUAAAUUAUAACUUGGUAACCGGUUCAGAAGUUAGCGGCAUGGUAAAACCGGACAAAAAGCAUAAACCCCGAAGAAGAAAAGCGUCAUUGGAAUACCGAGUGACAAAGGACAACUUAAAAAUCAAAGUUAAAAAUACAGUCUUUGAAGGUGAAGAUAGCGAAGAAACAACUUUGAUCGCUCCAAACGAAGAUCAAACUAUUGAAAUUAUUUCAGCCGAGCUUGAUGGCUAUGAACUUGCACCUAAUGUUUAUUCCGAUGAAGAAAGUCUAACUUUCUUUGAAGAGCCAGAACUUGAUGACGACACGUUAUCCGACUUUGAAAAGGAAUUUCAUGUAGCCAACAAGCAGAUUGAACAGAUUAUCAAGUCUAUUGAUCAUAUAUUUGAAAAUGCGGUUGCGGAUAGUGAAGAGGAGAUUUGAUGGCCGGUGAUGGUGAUUUUGUUGUUUUUCAAUAUUUUACGACUAUUAAUUGAAGACUGUAUAUUUAUGUUAUUGUUGUUGUGACGCUGAAUAUACAUUUUUGAAAAUGUUAAA